AUGACUAAAAUUUCACCAAAAGAGUGCCAAACAAUGCAUCAUUGCGAUAAAAUAUCUGGAGCCCGUGUCAUAUUAACAAUUUUAAGAUGUGUUGCCUUGUGGCCCUGGCAGUGUGAAUAUGAGAAUGAAACUAAAAUGUUAAUAAUAGCAAAAAUGCAGCAUGUUCAGCGUUUUAUUAUACAUGUACCGGCUACCCUGUUGUUUUGCUUGCUAAUGUGGGUGGAGGCCUUCACUUCGUCCGACUUGGAUCAGGCUGGUAAUGUUCUGUACAUGUCGUUGGCUUUAAGUGUUUAUAUAGUGAAAUUGGUGAAUAUGGGAGUGCUGUCCAAGAAAGCCAGCUCUUUCAUUUAUGAACUGGAACACAAUACAAUGUAUGAUUUUCUAAGUCCCAAAGAAGCGGAAAUGUGGUCGAAACAUCAAAAAAGUUUUCGCAAUGUUGUAAUCAUUUUCACUUGUGGUAGUGUUUUUUCGGGUGUCUUUGCCUUUGUGGGUGUCUUGUUCGACAGCGAAUAUCGUUUGGGCUUUCCCUAUUGGUUGCCUUUUGAAUGGCGCAAUCCAGAGCGUUAUUGGUAUGCAUAUGCUUUUAAUGUGACCGGUAUACUGGUGUCCUGUUUGUCCAAUGUCAGCUUGGAUAUGUUGGGUUGUUAUAUGAUUUUUCACAUUGGUCUGCUGUACAAACUGCUGGGAAUGCGUUAUUCUGGUAUAAGGAGCGUUAAGGAAGUGCCUGCCAUUAAAGAGUUUAGGAAGUUAUUUCUAAUGCAUGCGAGUAUAAAAAGAAUGACUAAAGAAUGUGAAAGCUUAAUUUCUCAUUAUGUGUUGGCUCAAAUUAUUUUCAGUGCCUUAAUUAUAUGUUUCUGUGGUUAUCGGCUGCAAAAGAUGAACAUUUUAGCCGAAUUAAGCCAAUUCUUUGCCAUGUUACAAUUUCUAAGUGUCAUGAUUUUGGAAAUAUAUUUACCCUGUCAUUUUGCCAACCAAAUAACUAUGAACUCUGCUAAUUUGCUUAACAACAUCUAUGACUGUGAAUGGUUAAAGUUUUCUACGGCAAAUCGGAAAUUUCUGCGUUUGUAUAUGGAAUUUUUUAAACAUCCUGAACGUCUUAGAGCUGGAAAGUUCUUUGAAGUGGGUUUACCCAUAUUUACUAAGGUGAUGAACAAUGCCUACAGUUAUUUUGCUUUGUUGUUAAAUAUGGAUAAAUAA
Messenger RNA from Calliphora vicina (urban bluebottle blowfly), 1197 nucleotides. RefSeq names its product odorant receptor 94b-like. Gene Ontology annotation, cellular component: plasma membrane. NCBI's taxonomy places the organism in Eukaryota, Metazoa, Arthropoda, Insecta, Diptera, Calliphoridae. The record is from RefSeq and is a predicted model, not a curated record. Gene Ontology annotation, biological process: detection of chemical stimulus involved in sensory perception of smell; sensory perception of smell. Gene Ontology annotation, molecular function: odorant binding; olfactory receptor activity. Bases 1 to 1197 code for a protein of 398 amino acids. The transcript is spliced from 4 exons.